AUGAGAUAUCUCUCUCUUCUUACCGCUCUCACGGCUGCUUUGACCAGCACCGUCGCGGCCGCCGGCGUCUCUGGAGCCGCCGAGGGGUUCGCCAAAGGCGUCACGGGUGGUGGCAGAGCCUCCCCCGUCUAUCCCAAGACAAACGAUGAGCUGGUCUCAUACCUGGGCGACAACAAGCCUCGUGUCAUUAUCCUCACCAAGACCUUCGACUUCCGCGGCACCGAAGGCACCACCACUGCUACCGGCUGUGCUCCCUGGGGUACCAGCUCCAAGUGCCAGCUUGCCAUCAACUUGCACUCGUGGUGUGAUAACUACCAGUCCAAGGCCCCAAAGACCAAGGUCACCUAUGACAACGCUGGUAUCCUUGGUAUCACCGUGAACUCGAACAAGAGUCUCGUCGGCCAGGGCAAUGCUGGCGUGAUUAAGGGCAAGGGCCUGCGCAUCGUCAGCGGCGCCAAGAACAUCAUCAUUCAGAAUGUUGCCAUCACUGAUCUCAACCCCAAGUACGUCUGGGGCGGAGACGCUAUCACCAUCGACAAUGCUGACAUGGUCUGGAUUGACCACGUUACGACUGCUCGUAUCGGCCGCCAGCAUAUCGUCCUCGGCACCCAGGCCAGCAACCGUGUGACCAUCUCCAACUCCUUCAUCAACGGUGUCUCGGACUACUCCGCCACCUGCAACACCUACCACUACUGGGCUAUGUACUUCACCGGUUCCAACGACAUGAUUACCCUGAAGGGCAACUACAUCUACCACACCAGUGGCCGUGCCCCCAAGAUCCAGGGUAACACGCUGCUGCACGCUGUCAACAACUUCUGGCACGAUAACUCCGGCCACGCCUUCGAGCUUGGCACCGGCGGCAGCGUCCUCGCAGAAGGCAAUGUCUUCCAGAACAUCCCCACCGUCGCCGAGUCCCCGAUUACCGGCCAGCUCUUUGCCUCGCCCAACUCCAAAUCCAACAAUGCUUGUUCCUCUGUUAUUGGCCGUAGCUGCCAGCUUAACAAAUUCGGAAACUCCGGCCCCUUCAACAAGGCUGAUCAGGGCUGCCUGUCCAAGUUCAAGGGCAAGAACGUUGCCUCGGCCGCCCCCUACACCACCGUGACUGCUAGUGUCCUUGCCCAUGCCGGACAGGGCCACCUGUAG
This is a messenger RNA of Aspergillus clavatus NRRL 1, 1143 nucleotides long. RefSeq names its product polysaccharide lyase family 1 protein. The transcript is spliced from 5 exons. The record is from RefSeq and is a predicted model, not a curated record. The coding region runs from base 1 to 1143 and encodes 380 amino acids. NCBI's taxonomy places the organism in Eukaryota, Fungi, Ascomycota, Eurotiomycetes, Eurotiales, Aspergillaceae. Gene Ontology annotation, molecular function: pectate lyase activity.